This is a messenger RNA of Syngnathoides biaculeatus (alligator pipefish), 1497 nucleotides long. RefSeq names its product mitochondrial ribosomal protein L27 (gene mrpl27). The transcript has 4 exons. Gene Ontology annotation, molecular function: structural constituent of ribosome. Gene Ontology annotation, cellular component: ribosome; mitochondrial large ribosomal subunit. Lineage: Eukaryota; Metazoa; Chordata; Actinopteri; Syngnathiformes; Syngnathidae. Gene Ontology annotation, biological process: translation. Bases 52 to 549 code for a protein of 165 amino acids. The record is from RefSeq and is a predicted model, not a curated record.
CACGUCAGUUUGUCAGCUCGCUACAUUCGUUGACGCACCUACCCAUUCGAGAUGCCAGUCCUCCUCUCCGAGAAGAGAACACAGGAUAUGACGAAUCCGUUUAAAAUGGCAGCGCUGUUACCUUGUGUUUCCAAGUGCAAAACGGGGCUUUUGGAUCGUGGUCCGAUUCUUCUCCUGUCCUCAUUGAGGUUUGCAUCCAAAAAGGCUGGCGGUAGCACCAAGAAUCAUGGAGGAAAGAGCCCUGGCAGGAGAUACGGCUUCAAGAAGCAAGAUGGAAACUUUGUCCGUGCUGGCAACAUUCUGGCAACACAGAGGCUGCUGAGGUAUCACCCAGGAGCCCAUGUUGGGAUGGGAACCAAUAAUACUCUUUAUGCUCUUGAAGAUGGUUACAUCAGGCUCACCAAGGAUGUCUACACCCCAUUCCCUCGCAGUCUGGAGGCUAGCCAAAUCAUCACCAAGCUUGGCAAAGGAACUUUACUUUACAAAACCUUUAUCAAUAUUAUUCCAGUAAAGCAAGAGCCCACAUUCAAAUUGCUUAGCAUGGUCUAAACCUGAUGUGGACGUAGUUGUCGUGAGGUUCAAACAGUACUUUUGGUAAAAAUUCUACAACAAUGAAUUUACAAAUUUCUUUUUACAGUGGACUUCCCCAAAAGUUGCAUUCAUUAUUCAAGAGGAACCACAUUUUCUGAAAAAAAAAAAAUCACACCAUGCAAAGCUCCAUUUUACUGAGCAUGGAUCAGAUUAUUUUUGCAAGUGUUGGUUUUUCAAUUUUUUUUAACUAAAAGGUUGUCAAAUUCUGUUUUGACAUAGUCCAUGUUGGUAGCAUUCCCCUCACACUUAUGAUUGACAAUUUGAUGUAGACUGGAAAUUUUUCUUCACACCAGUUUUUCAAAGUUACUGUAGAAAGUGGUUGGGUAACCCCAAAAUGCUUACAUGUCUGAAAAUGUAUUAAAUAUGCUGAUGCGAAAUUUAGAGUUAGUUAAUUUAGAGUUAAUCACUCAUAGAAGUUGCCGCAAAGAAUUUGCUUUUGCAGGCCACCUAAGAUGGUGUGUUAGGGUGGCUGUGGCCCCAGGCGUUGAAUUUGUUUCAGUACAGUAAUAGUAACAGUAAGUUAUCUUUUUUUUAAUUAAUUUAUCAAAAAGACUGUUACCUCGGCACCACCAUCAGAUGUCCCUACAUUACAAUGACUGAAAUGAGUUAUUAAUUACAAAAAUGGUUUCACACAUUGAAGAUGAUGAAUUUCCUAAUUUGCUUCCAGUUUCUAUUAAUUUGAUACAUGUGAAAUUACUCAGUUCUGUCAUUAGAAAACGUUUUUUUUUUCUCCAAUUCUCACAAGAAUUCGGUGUAAAACACAAAAUCCCAUUUUUUUUACAUUCAUUAUCAGGUACUGUUCCACUCCAAAUUCCUUGGUACAAUCAUCUGGUGAUAGUGCUGGGAUAAGCUGUAAAAGUUGUCAUGCAAACAACACAAUCUUUCAAUAAAGAUUUUGUGCUUGUC